Mytilus trossulus (common blue mussel) is the source of this 1953-nucleotide messenger RNA. Its product is annotated as asparagine-rich protein-like. Bases 1 to 1953 code for a protein of 650 amino acids. The record is from RefSeq and is a predicted model, not a curated record. Lineage: Eukaryota; Metazoa; Mollusca; Bivalvia; Mytilida; Mytilidae. The transcript is spliced from 3 exons.
AUGAUAUUAUGUUUAACAGAAACAAAACUAGAUGAUGUAGACGAAAUAGAUUGUGAUAAUUUUAUUUUUCAUUAUAAAAACAGAAAGAAGCUAGCAAAUCACAAAUCUGGUGGUAUUGCUUUGGGUUUUAAAAAAUACUUAGACAAGUAUAUUAAAUAUAUUCAGUCAGACUGCCAAUUUGUACUUUGGUUUAGUAUAGACAAAAAAGUUUUAGAUUUACCAAAAGAUGCUAUUUUUGGAAUUAUAUAUAUCCCACCGAUAAAUACUUCAUAUACAUCAGAAGAUGCAUUUACUGAAAUUGAAUUUGAAUUACAAAAUUUUUGUAGUAAAACAAACUAUAUUACUAUGCUUGGUGAUUUUUAUAGUCGCACGGGAAAUUUGUCUGAUUUUUAUAACAUUGAUAAAGAUAGUUCUUUUGAAAAUAAUUUCACAGAUUAUAAUGAAUUAAGUGAUGUUGAUGUUUUAGAUGAACUUGGUAUACCAAGACUGAGAAAUAAUGUACACUCUCCUUUGUCUCUUCAAUUGUAUACAAAUAAUGAAAUACAAGACAAAUUAUUAACAGAAACACUUUGUUGUGGUGACGAAAGAGUAAAUAAAUGGAAAAAUGAAAAAUAUAAUGAGUAUAAGAACAAUAUAGAUAGAAAUAAGGUUGAUGAUAUAUGUAAUAGAUUGUCUGCAUAUAUAAAUGAUGUAAAUAAUGUUACUAAAUAUGAUAUGAAUAACAUUGUUACUAAAUAUGAUAUGAAUAACAUUGUUACUGAUAUUUGUGAUACUUUAACCGAAUCUGCCAAGACAACAUUCGGAACUUCGACAUUUAAUAAAACUAUGUUUAAGUGCUCAAAGAACCAGUUUAGUAAAGACUGGUACAAUAAAGAUUGUAAAAAAGCGCAACGAGAAUUUAGAAAAUCUCAGAGGUUAUACAAACAUUAUGGGUCGAACAUUUUUAAAGAACGACUUAGACAAAGUGAAUUGCAUUAUAAAAAAGUUAUGGAUGUUAAUAUCAAGAAUCAUAAUACUGAAAUGAGUAAAAAGAUGAAGGGAUUGAAAACAAAAAAUCCAAAAGAAUUUUGGAAAUUGUUCAAUAGAGGGACACAUCCUGUAUUUGCCCGAAGUCGUCAAAACAGUACUGUAAACAUUGAAGAUGAUGACCAUUACUCAGAAAUCAGAGAAUCGAUGAUGGUUAGACCUAUGACAGUAAAUGGAAGAAAACUUUCCAUUAGAUCCUCGUACAUUGAUUCUGACGAUUCUAAUGAUCAGUAUCACCGUAUAGAAUUAGCAACGUCAUUACAAAAACCGAAUCUAAAAAAUUCUACAAAUGAGUACACGACACUAAUUGUUGAGCCGUUCCUGCAACCGAAAAACAACAACAUAUAUGAACAACUUCUGAUUGAUGAAUCAACAGAAUCACAAAGGAACACCGACAAUGCAAUACAAGCGAGAGUCGUAAAGAAUCACAGCAAUGCCUGUUCCCCUCAAAAGGAUUUGAACACAACUGAAUAUUCCGACAAAUUCAAUUCGGUAACUGAAGGUGUUUACACAGAGGAUAACGUUGAUAACUGCACUGAAAGAGAAACGACUGCAUAUUCUAUGCAAAUGCCUUUGAACUUGUCUUAUAUUUCAGACAAAACUGAUUUUGUUACUGACAUUCAGAUAUCCAGCGACAAUACAACAUAUGCUAAAGAAGUUAAGAAUUCUGCCAAUGAAUGUUCUAGCAAAUUGCAUCUUAACACGUCAACUGGAAUUCCCGACAAUUUAAAUUUUGUUACAAAUAACAAUGGGGAAAUAAAUGAAAUAAAUAUUGAAUCAAAAGCUUACACUGAAGGCAACGAAGGAGAUAUGACCACAGAGAUUGAAUUUGAAAGAAAAAACAGAAGUGAUGAAUUUGAAGAGAAUAACAGCAAUACAAAAGUAGUACUGAAUAAAAUCACGAAUAAUAUGGUGACACUCCUGUAG